GCGCGCUGUAAUGACGCCACGACGCUGACGCCGGAGGAUGGCGGCGGCGGCCGGGCGAAGGUGGGCUGAGCCGCCGAGACUCCGAAGAGCCCGCUGCUCGCGCGAGGUGUAGACGGGGCACUGCCUACAGAGCAGGUCCUGCCAGCCUUGCUGGGGAGGAUGCCCCCAAGUCCGUGAUGGGCUGUGGGACAAGCAAGGUCCUUCCUGAGCCACCCAAAGAUGUCCAGCUGGAUCUGGUCAAGAAGGUGGAACCCUUCAGUGGCACUAAGAAUGAUGUAUACAAACAUUUCAUUACAGAGGUAGACAGUAUUGGCCCCCUCAAAGCUGGGUUCCCAGCUACCAGUCAACAUGCACCUUCUUGUCCUGGUGUCCCCACUACUGGCCACACAGAGCUCCCCUCAGAACCACCACGCAGGGCCAGAGUGGCAAAGUACAGGGCCAAGUUUGAUCCACGAGUGACUGCUAAGUAUGACAUCAAGGCCCUGAUUGGCCGAGGCAGCUUUAGCCGAGUAGUACGUGUGGAGCACCGGGCAACCCGACAGCCAUAUGCCAUCAAGAUGAUUGAGACCAAGUACAGAGAGGGGCGGGAGGUGUGUGAGUCUGAGCUCCGUGUACUGCGCAGGGUACGGCAUGCCAACAUUAUCCAGCUGGUGGAAGUGUUUGAGACACAGGAGCGUGUGUACAUGGUGAUGGAGCUUGCCACUGGUGGUGAGCUCUUUGACCGUAUCAUAGCCAAGGGUUCUUUUACUGAGCGGGAUGCCACAAGGGUGCUGCAGAUGGUACUGGAUGGUGUUCGGUAUCUACAUGCCCUGGGCAUCACACAUCGAGACCUCAAGCCUGAGAAUCUCCUCUACUACCACCCAGGCACUGACUCCAAGAUCAUCAUCACUGAUUUUGGCCUGGCUAGUGCCCGCAAGAAAGGUGAUGACUGCCUGAUGAAGACCACCUGUGGCACACCGGAGUACAUUGCUCCUGAGGUCCUGGUUCGCAAGCCCUAUACCAAUUCUGUGGAUAUGUGGGCGCUGGGUGUCAUCGCCUACAUCCUACUGAGUGGCACCAUGCCCUUUGAAGAUGACAACCGUACUCGGCUGUACCGGCAGAUCCUCAGGGGCAAAUAUAGUUACUUGGGGGAGCCCUGGCCUAGUGUGUCCAAUCUGGCCAAGGACUUCAUUGACCGCCUGCUGACAGUGGACCCUGGAGCCCGGAUGACUGCAUUGCAGGCCCUGAGACAUCCAUGGGUAGUGAGCAUGGCAGCCUCUUCAUCCAUGAAGAAUCUUCACCGAUCCAUCUCCCAGAAUCUCCUCAAGCGUGCUUCCUCACGUUGCCAGAGCACCAAAUCUGCCCAGUCCACACGUUCUAGCCGCUCCACACGCUCCAACAAGUCCCGCCGUGUUCGAGAACGUGAGCUGCGUGAGCUCAACCUGCGCUAUCAGCAGCAGUAUAAUGGUUGAGCCACCAGCUAUGGCAUGGACACUCCAUAGUUUCAUCCUGACCACUCUCUGCUGUGCUAUCUGGGCCCAGUACCUUCUCUGGAGCUUGGCCUCAUGGCCAGCAGUUUGUAGAGUAUAUCUGGCCCCAGUCCUUCUCUGUGCCUUUAGUAGUCCCCAUUUCCUCCCAUGGGCCUGGGCCUCUUGUGAUGUACUGGUGGCCUAGGGGGCUAUUACACCACCUGAAUUAGGAACCUGGUAGGCGGUUGCUCUAUAUGAGUUUGGAGAAAGGGCAGGACCUGGCCCCCACUGGUUCCCUUAUCCUUUGGCUCUUGAAUUAAAGGGGCAUACUGUGCUGGGUAGAGAGGGUCCUAUGGCCCAGCACCCUUUGAGACAAUUACUUUUAUAACCUUCCUUUCCUCCACAAAGCUUUCCUAUCUAGCUCCCACAUUCCAUGCCAUCCUGAUCUUAAGAUUAUGCUCCAGUGGGAGGUCCAGCUUUGGCCUUUGCUAGACUGCAGGCCCUAGGUGCCUGAUUGGACCCUUAGCCCCAGUUAGAUCCAAGCAGCCCCACCCGUACCUCCUAAGUCAAGAUCUGUCUUCCUUCAUGGUGCCACCAGAGAUCCCUUCUAAGCCCCAAGACUUGCCAGGAUUUCUGGUGAUAGGACUGUAGCAUGGGCCUUAGCCUCAGGCUUCAGCCUCUCUAUGAGAGGGAGCCUUUCUGUCACCCUCAGUGUCUUUGUCAGAGUCCACUGUUGUCUUCCUCUCCUAUUUGGAUACCCAUUUCAUUCCCAAGUUGCCUCCUCCCCAACUGUGGGGAGUUAAAGGGAGCCCCAUUGCUGCUACCUGGGAGAUUUGUGUACCUGAAUCGAGGCAGAGGGUUCCCCUCAGCAUUCCAUUGUCAGCCCUGGUUCCAUCCUUUGGUACUAGCCAUUUGCUCUUCCUUUCAGAAGCUGCAAUGCCUUCCUCUAUAGCUUCAUGAAGGCGCCAUCUAGUGUCUACUCUGGGUAUUGGCAGCCUGGGGGUGAUUGAUGCACACCAUUUUGCAUACCCACAAUCCUUCAAAAGUAAGAAAGGAAGGAGUUGUAUUGGGGGAGAGUCUUGGGCUGCUCAACUCCCCUUCUGCUCAGAUUCUGCACACCUCUCCCUGGAACUUAGCCAUACUGUGUUACCUGCCUCUGAACCCUGGGUGUCUUGGGUGGUGGCAUUGCUGUGGGAGCUGGCCAUGCCCUGUGUGCCCUGUGCCCAUUUCCUUUCACAGCAUUAACUUUCCAGUCUGGUCCCGCUGAGUCUCAGGUUGGAGGGAGCCUUUUGGGGAGGUGGGGUGGGCUUGGGGGGCUGCUUUCCCAGAGGACUGAGCCAGAACAGUCCCUAUGGCUAUUAUGGUCUCCCCUACUGCUACACUAGGCUGGAAUUCAAGCUCCCUCCUUCUAUAGCAGCUUUCAGUGGGUAGGAAGGGUCCAGAAUCUAGCUUGGGCCUUAGCUAGACUUGGGGCCUCUGCCAGCAGGGAGAGUCUGACCCCCACUCAGCUCCUCCCGGUAUGCAGCCUUGGGCUAGGCCCUCCUUCUGCAUAUGCCACCUCUAGUGGGAAACCAAACCAAAGAGACCACUCUGUGCCAAGUCAACUGUGUCUUAGACACCCUUUCCUUAUAUCCUCAUUGCCUCCUAGGCAGGAGGCAGUGGAGAAUCCAAGCCUCACAGCCUCUGACUUCUCCCACCCACUGAUUCCCCAGGUGUCUCUGGGGGCCUGAAGCACUGGGGAUUUAUUUUCUCUCUUGCCCGGGAUAGGCCUGGUCUUGAGGAUAGAAUGGAGGGAGUUUAGCAUCUUGGGCCUUUGAUAGGUCCACUGGGUCUUCAUGCCAUGGAGAAUGUGCGGUUAUUUAUUUUGUGUACUCUGUAAAUGUAUCUUCUGUAUCCAAUAAACAGGCUGCCCUCCCUAGGGAAGGCUGCCAUUUGUUCUGACCACCCUGA
Molecule: messenger RNA, 3398 nt
Organism: Nannospalax galili (Upper Galilee mountains blind mole rat)
Lineage: Eukaryota; Metazoa; Chordata; Mammalia; Rodentia; Spalacidae
Gene: Pskh1
Product: protein serine kinase H1
Exons: 3
Coding region: 177-1451 (424 amino acids)
Biological process (GO): protein phosphorylation
Molecular function (GO): ATP binding; protein kinase activity
Source: RefSeq, a predicted model, not a curated record